AUGUCUGGAAAAAAAUGGGUUCUCCUUGUCGCCGGCUCAAAGGGCUGGAAAAAUUACAAACAUCAGGCCAAUGUGUGCUGUCACUAUCAGUUGAUUAAGAGACAAGAAAUUCCUGAUGAUCAGAUUGUGACGAUGAUGUAUGAUGACAUCGCUGAUAAUCAGAAUAACCACCACAAGCAACGCAUUCUCAGUGUACUGGGUAAUGAAAACGUGUAUAAAGGAGUUCUGAAGGAUUACACUGGAAAGGAUGUGACCCCACAGAACUUCCUGAAUGUUCUUCAAGGGAAUGAGUGCACUAAUAAGAAAGUCAUAGACAGUUGUAAAGAUGACAACCUCUACAUCUACAUGACCGGUCUAGGGACGGAAAGCACGUUUGAAUUUCCUGAGGAGUCUCUUCAUGCCAGUGAAUUCAUUGCAGCAAUUCAGAACAUGACUGACAAGAAUAAAUUCUCCAAGAUGAUCAUAUUCGUGGACAGCAGUUAUUCUGCAAACUUGUUCAAAAACCAAUUGACUGACAAUGAGAAAGUCUUUGUGUUGACUUCAUGUUCUCGAGGUACUGAGAUCACUCCCACUGAUUAUAACAAGAAGAUAGACGUCUUCCUCUCUGAUAAAUUCUCAUCUACUUGGUUGCACUUCCUUGAUCAGGCUGACUAUGAAACACAAACAUUCGAUGAUCUGUCGAAGGACAAACAAUCUAAACACAUAGAGGAGAAUCCUGAUGCCUGUCCCUGCUUUUUUGGGAAACUGGACGCGACGAAGCAUUUCCUUAAUGAGUUUCUGCAGAAGUAAACAGCUAAACUG
This is a messenger RNA of Triplophysa dalaica, 801 nucleotides long. RefSeq names its product legumain-like. The transcript is spliced from 10 exons. The coding region runs from base 1 to 789 and encodes 262 amino acids. The record is from RefSeq and is a predicted model, not a curated record. Lineage: Eukaryota; Metazoa; Chordata; Actinopteri; Cypriniformes; Nemacheilidae. Gene Ontology annotation, biological process: vacuolar protein processing. Gene Ontology annotation, molecular function: cysteine-type endopeptidase activity.